This is a messenger RNA of Photinus pyralis (common eastern firefly), 703 nucleotides long. Its product is annotated as V-type proton ATPase subunit G-like. Gene Ontology annotation, cellular component: vacuolar proton-transporting V-type ATPase complex. The coding region runs from base 99 to 449 and encodes 116 amino acids. The record is from RefSeq and is a predicted model, not a curated record. NCBI's taxonomy places the organism in Eukaryota, Metazoa, Arthropoda, Insecta, Coleoptera, Lampyridae. Gene Ontology annotation, biological process: proton transmembrane transport. The transcript has 3 exons. Gene Ontology annotation, molecular function: proton-transporting ATPase activity, rotational mechanism.
UACAAAUCGAAACAAUCAUAUGACGAGACACCUGAGCGAGUGGAUCUUGUUGUAAGAUCACUUUUCCCGUCCUUUGCAAUUUUCUCUACUAAACUAAAAUGGCAAGUCAAACGCAAGGUAUUCAACAACUUUUAGCUGCCGAGAAACGGGCGGCGGAAAAGGUGUCGGAAGCCCGUAAACGUAAAGCGAAACGUCUAAAGCAGGCCAAGGAAGAAGCCCAAGAUGAGAUUGAGAAAUAUCGUAAGGAACGGGAACGUCAGUUUCGUGAGUUUGAGGCAAAACACAUGGGAUCCCGAGAGGAUGUUGCUGCGAAAAUUGAUCAGGAUACCAAAUUGCGUAUUGAAGAUAUGAACAAAGCGAUCUUGAGCCAAAAAGAUUUGGUGAUGCACAAGGUUUUGGAAUUGGUGUAUGAUAUCAAGCCAGAAAUUCAUAAGAAUUAUCGUCAGUAAAUAAAGAGGGGCUAAAUGUAAUGUGUUUCAUUACUUGUUGUAAACACUUAGAGAGUACUUACAUAUUAGUUAAAAUUUAGACAUGUAAAUAUCAUUCCAAUUAUGAAAGCUUAUGUAUUUGAAUUGUAUAUUGUUUUGUUGAAAAAAUUGAGAAUUUGUCUCGAUUAUGGUCAUGUUAUGUGUACUUAUAGUAAGCUACAUAAAUGAUCUUUUAAUUAUUGUAAAUGUUGCAAAUAUAUCUUACUAACUAGUUG